AUGCAGGAGACAACCCUCGACCUGGAGCUGGCUGCGCGAGAGCCUGAACGCCAGGAUGUCAAUCUGGACAACCUGCCGGCGGUUGCUCCGCCCGCACUUCUGCCUCAGCAGGCGCAGAAAGGCGGUUGCGCUGCCUGGUGGCACCAUACAAGGAAGUAUGCUUGGAUCGUCGUUCGACAUACGACAAAGCAUACAGGGGUUGGAAUUGUGUGCGCCGUUGCGUACUUUGAUCCGGGUUACUGGGGAGUUGACCUGCAGGCAGGAUCUGAGUAUGGGUCCAAGCUGCUCUUCGUAGCACUCCUUGCAGGCAUAUUCGCCAUCGUCUUCCAAACGCAAGCAUCUCGUCUCGGUUGCGUCACCGUAAUGGAUCUUGCGUCCCACUCCCACCUGCUAUUCUACGACCGCCCAAAACACAAACUUCUAUGGCACUGGCUCGCGCUGUACCCACUGUAUGCGCUCGCCGAGAUCGCCAUCGUGAGCACCGACCGAGCCGAGCCGCUAGGGUCAGCAAUCGCGCUCAGCCUCCUCCGGCGCAAUGACGGCAACAUGGACAAGACCGCAUCCGCGUUCCUUAAGGGCGACACCGGCGAUGCCCCAGCAUCUACGCGGACCUGCCCAACCUCGAGCUGCUCAACGCGCCCAUGA
This is a messenger RNA of Dichomitus squalens LYAD-421 SS1, 645 nucleotides long. RefSeq lists its product as uncharacterized. Gene Ontology annotation, molecular function: manganese ion transmembrane transporter activity; cadmium ion transmembrane transporter activity. The record is from RefSeq and is a predicted model, not a curated record. The coding region runs from base 1 to 645 and encodes 214 amino acids. Gene Ontology annotation, cellular component: membrane. Lineage: Eukaryota; Fungi; Basidiomycota; Agaricomycetes; Polyporales; Polyporaceae. Gene Ontology annotation, biological process: iron ion transport; intracellular manganese ion homeostasis. The transcript is spliced from 4 exons.